GACAAAUCUAACUGCAUAAAUCAUAUCUGUUUUUAGAUUAGAAAAUUUAUUUGAUCAAGAUGAAAAUGGAAUAUGACGAAGAAGAGGAUGAUGUAAUUUGCCCGGACUCAAAAUCCUACAAUAGUUCAACAAAUUCCCUUGUGCAGCCACUGUUGUCUUCUGAUAGCCAAUCAAAUUGCAGUGUGAAGAUACCUCUUACAGCAAGUUUGUUUGAACGUAACACAAAACUUGCAAAAAUAUGUGUAAUGAUAACUGUUGUUUUGGAGCGUGCAUCUUAUUAUGGCCUACUGGGUAAUCUAGCUUUAUUUGCAAACGUUUACAUGGAUUAUGAAGUGGGAGAGAGUUUAGAGUUAGUGCUGGGAUUUUCUGGAUUUACUUGGAUUUCAUGUUUUGUCGGCGGAGUUCUUGGUGAUGUUGUACUUGGUAGAUUUAAAACAAUUAUUUCUGGACUAUUUUUGUACAUCAUUGGCUUUGUGAGUUUGCCAUUGUUGGCUCAUUUUGCAAAACUGCAUCAAGAUAAAUUUCAAAAUGAUGUUGGUAGAAGUGCAGGUUUUGUUGCUUGGACUCUAUUCUCGUUAGUCAUAAUAUCUUUGGGUGAGGGUUGUUUUAAAUCAAAUAUGUCGCCCUUUGGUGCUGACCAACUUCACAAAGCUCAAGACUCUGAGAUGCGAUCUUUUUUUAACUAUUUUUACUGGGCUAUUAAUAUUGGUUCUUUUAUUGGAUAUUCCUUGUUGACAUGGCUGCAGCUAAAUGAAGGUUUUGUAUGUGGUUACUCUAUUCCCACCUGUUUGCUUGCACUUGGUAUAAUUAUUUUUUGCAUACCACAAAGAAAGAACUACCAUGUGAUAGAACCAAAUCACAGUAUGUUGAAGAAAGUUUUAAAUGUUUGCUUAAAUUCAUGGAAAAAGCCCAGUUCGGAAUUAACAACCACUUAUGAGUCUGUCAACCCUAGAAAACACUGGCUUGAUAGAGCAAAAAUUAAAUAUGGUGGAAAGUUUUCAGAUUCUGAUGUGGAGGAAGUGAAGAUAUUGUUUUCUAUCUUGCCUGUGUUUGGAUUUACCAUAAUCUAUUGUACCUGCUACUACCAGAUAUCUGCAACAUUCCUUCUUCAAGGACUUCACAUGAGGUUUAUUCAUUUCUCCACUGUUUAUUCAGUUCCCGCUUCAUGGUUCUCUCUCUUCAACAUUAUUAUCGUCCUCAUAUUCGUACCGAUCAUUGACCGUUGUUUUUAUCCGUUUUUGGAAAGGUUCGAAUUUCGAACACCGUUUCUAGUGCGCAUGUCUAUAGGGAUGUUAUUGGCAAGCGUAUCUAUGGUGAGUGCCGGUACGGUCGAAUAUUUUCGUUUGCAAACGAGCAAUACCACGUUUAAUCAUAUGUAUGGCAACAAAACCAUAGAGGCGACAAACAUGACUAUUUGGUAUCAAAUUCCGCAGUAUGGUUUGAUGGGAAUAUCAGAAAUUUUCGUCCUUAUAACAGGCUUGGAAUUCGCUUACUGCCAAUCACCGCCAUCUAUGCAGAGCUUCGUCACUUGUCUCUUCUUCAUAGCAAAUGGCUUGGGGGCAUUGAUGGGCUCGGCUCUAGUUGCUAUUGGAAACAAUGCCGGUUUAGGAAUCCUUGAGGGGGGAGAUACGAAGGGCGGAAAUACACUGCAGCUAAAAGGACAUUUGCAUUAUUUUUUCUUUUUCUUGGCAGCGUUAAACCUUCUAAAUUGGAUUGCUUUUGCUAUUUUCGGCAUACGAAGAGCGAAGAAGAAAAAGAGGAAGGAGUUCGAACGAACUGUCGCUGCAUUUGUGCAAGGAAGUCUGGAAGCUAGUUUAAAAACAAACGCGCCGUAGCAAGGAGGACGAAUUAUGCAUGUUAAAAAUGUAGAUAAAUAAGUUAUAAGCUUUUACGUUGCUAAUUUAUUAGAAUUCGAAGAGUAACAAGGUAAUUUGUUGAUUUUUUCACGUUUU
Molecule: messenger RNA, 1952 nt
Organism: Hydractinia symbiolongicarpus
Lineage: Eukaryota; Metazoa; Cnidaria; Hydrozoa; Anthoathecata; Hydractiniidae
Product: solute carrier family 15 member 4-like
Exons: 5
Coding region: 60-1835 (591 amino acids)
Biological process (GO): oligopeptide transport; transmembrane transport
Cellular component (GO): membrane
Molecular function (GO): transmembrane transporter activity
Source: RefSeq, a predicted model, not a curated record